Halteromyces radiatus is the source of this 530-nucleotide messenger RNA. RefSeq lists its product as uncharacterized. The record is from RefSeq and is a predicted model, not a curated record. The transcript has a single exon. The annotation marks the transcript as partial. NCBI's taxonomy places the organism in Eukaryota, Fungi, Mucoromycota, Mucoromycetes, Mucorales, Cunninghamellaceae.
AAAUGAAUCAUUAUCAUACACUUUCUUUAGUUCCAUUGAUAACAUCGACAGCUUUAACAACCAUUGGAAUAGAAGCACUUGUAUCUGUACCAUCCCUGUUAAAAUUACCUUCUACUAAUGUGAUGUCACAAGCAUUUAGUUCCUAUUUCUAUGGUAUGUUGGGUCCUAUUAUUGCAGCUGGUAGUACUUCGAGUAUGAUUAGUUCAUAUCUUUACUUUUUUCGUGGUGGAAAUCGAUAUUUUGGUUGGGGUGCCUUUUUUGCUGGAUUACAUUUUGCUUUUGUUCCUUUGAUAAUGUAUCCUUGCCAAACAAUUAUUGAAAACAAAAAUCAAUCAUCCAUUGAACCAGCUAUUAAACGAUGGAUCAAAAUUCAUAAAGUUCGUUUGAUUGGUGAUAUCAUGGCUACUGUAUGCUUUACAUUAGCAUUAAGAGAAAUUUGAAACACUUUUUUUAAUCCUGAAUAUGGUAUUUCAUCUCCGCGUACGUCAAUUUUCAUUUUUCCCUCUUCUUUCUUUUUUUUUUUUUUUUUC